Messenger RNA from Equus quagga, 1054 nucleotides. RefSeq names its product killer cell lectin-like receptor subfamily F member 1. Bases 71 to 772 code for a protein of 233 amino acids. The record is from RefSeq and is a predicted model, not a curated record. The transcript is spliced from 6 exons. NCBI's taxonomy places the organism in Eukaryota, Metazoa, Chordata, Mammalia, Perissodactyla, Equidae.
UUCUUAUUCACAUCAUACUUAAAAAAACAAAACAUACACAUAUAUAUACACACAUUCACUCACAUUGAAGAUGCAAGAUGAAGAAACAUACAUGACAUUGAAUGUACGGUCAAAGAAAAGGAGUUCUAGCCAAACAUCUCAACUUAAAUGUAAAGAUUAUAGUGAGAUGUUGCACCGGUACAAAAUCUUAUUGGGAAUAUCUGGAACAGUAAAUGGUAUUCUCGUUUUGACUUUGAUCUCCUUGACUCUGUUGGUUUCUCAGGGUGUGUUGCUAAAAUGCCAGAAAGGAAAUAAUUCAAAUACCACCCAGCAUGAUGAUAUUGGAAACCUGAAAAGGAAUAGUGACACGAGAGGAAACAUAAGUAAUAAGGACACAGGCCACUGUGUUUCAAGACCUGCAGGCCACACAGGAUUGUGCCCAUCAGAAUGGCUCAAAUAUCAAGAAAAGUGUUAUUGGUUCUCUAAUGAGAUGAAAAAUUGGAGUGACAGUUAUGGGUAUUGUUUGGGAAGACAAUCUCAUCUACUAAUCAUUCAGGACCAACUUGAAAUGUCUUUUAUACAGAAAAACCUAAAACAAUCAAAUUAUGUGUGGAUUGGGCUUAAUUUUACCUCCCUGAAGAGGACAUGGACCUGGGUGGAUGGUUCUCCAUUAGAUUCAAAGAUAUUCUUCAUAAAAGGUCCAGCUAAAGAAAACAGCUGUGCUGCCACUAAGGAAAACAAAAUUUACUCUGAAACCUGCAGCAAUGUUUUCAAAUGGGUUUGCCAAUAUUAGAAUUUAAAAAAAAUGAUAAUGGAAUAAUCAAUGAUAAAAUCUUUUGCCUAUUAGGUUCUAAUAUUAAUCUUUAGGGGUAAGAAUUUAAAACUGCAAUUGAAUGCCAAAAUAGCUUCUUUAUUUUCCCUCAAUCAUCUACAUUGGUCCUAGACUUGGAGUAACCCAUGUCAACAAUGUAAAAUACACUUUUCCCAUUUUUUAUGUGAUAAUGUAAUCCAGUGUGAGCUCAUGCAUUCAUAUUCAGAAUUUUUGUUCACUUUUUAUUUUACAAGUGUUAUCAAA